GCAUCCGAUGGCUGUCUCUAGGUGAUUUAGUGCCGCCAGUCUCGAGCAGCUGUCCAACAUGGCGAUCACGGGAAACGGAUCUCUCACUAUUUCUCUCUCUGUUUUCGUGAUUUCAGCAGCGUUUCUUCUAAAAGGAGCCGCUGAGACCUUGUCAGUUGAAGGUCAAAACCUGGGGACUGAUAAUGUAUCAGUGAUUGAGGGAGAGAUGGCGACCAUCAGCUGCAGGGUGAAGAACAAUGAUGACUCAGUCAUCCAGCUCCUCAACCCCAACAGGCAGACCAUCUACUUCAGAGACGUCAGACCCCUGAAGGACAGCCGGUUCCAGCUGGUGAAUUUCUCCGACAACGAGCUGCGGGUGUCUCUGUCCAACGUGUCACUGUCAGAUGAGGGACGCUAUGUGUGCCAGCUCUACACAGACCCUCCUCAGGAGGCCUACGCAGACAUCACUGUGCUGGUCCCACCAGGCAGUCCAAUCAUGGAUUCCCAAGAGGAUGUGGUCAGUGAGGGGAACGAGACAGAGCUCACCUGUACAGCCAUGGGCAGCAAGCCUGCCGCCUCCAUCAGAUGGAUGAAAGGAGAGCAGGAGCUGACAGGCAAGAUGACGGUGGAUGAGACCUACGACGGGAUGUUCACAGUCACCAGUAGGCUGAGACUCACCGUGUCCAAGGAGGACGACGGAGCGCCAGUCAGCUGCAUCAUCGACCACCCAGCCGUGAAGGACCUCCGGGCACAGAGAUACCUGGAAGUGCUAUAUCAACCAGAAGUGAAGAUCGUUCAGGCGUUCCCUGAAGGUUUAACGAGAGAGGGAGAGAAUCUAGAGCUGACGUGCAUAGCAAAAGGCAAACCACAGCCCCAUCAGAUCAGCUGGCUCAGAGUGGAUGAUGAUGUGCCGUCUCACACCGUGAUCACCGGCUCUGACCUCUUCAUCGAAAACCUCAACAAGUCGUACAACGGCACGUACCGCUGUGUGGCCUCCAACGCCGUGGGAGAGGCCUACGAUGACUACAUCCUCUUUGUAUACGAUGCUCCUACCACGAUCCCCGCACCCACCACCUUGAACCUAGACAACACCCAAGACUCCAGAGCUGGCGAGGGGGCGCCACAGAAGAUAGACCACGCUGUCAUCGGAGGCGUGGUUGCCGUGGUGAUGUUCGCUAUCCUCUGUGCACUCAUCGUCCUGGGGCGCUACUUCGCCAGACACAAAGGCACCUACUUCACACAUGAAGCCAAAGGGGCAGACGACGCAGCAGAUGCAGACACGGCCAUCAUUAAUGCAGAAGGGGGACACAACAACACGGAAGAGAAGAAGGAAUACUACAUCUAAUGAUGAGAGGCCAGGGGGUGUUAUGGUGGGGGGUCCUGUAGGAGCACUAUAUCUAACUCUGAAUGGGCUGGAGGGGUGGGGGAGAGGUGGAGGACGAAAGGUGCAGCUAAGGAGGAAAGAGAGGUGGGGAAAGGAGAAGAGAAAAGGAGAGGAGUGAUGAGAAUUGAAGAGGAGAGGAAGAUUGGAGUGGAUGAGUAGUGGGAAGCUUCAUUGCUUCGUCGUGGAUUCUCCCAUCCAACCUCUCCUGGACUGCUGGGUCCCAUUCUGUACAGUUCAAUUAUUUUACAGACAAUUUUGUGCCUUGUUCUAUUUCUUUCGUAAUUGUUGUCGUCCCCCGUCCCCGUCCCCCCACCCCAAACCUGUUGACUCCACCAGUUCCUUUUUGCUGCAGUUAUCUUUUAGAGGAGAUGACACAGCACUUCUUCUCUUGUUGUCCUGCUGAUCCAUCUUAGCUUGUGUACCAGGCUUUUAGAAGCACCCUCUCUCUCACUCUGUGUCUCUCUCUCUCUGUGCUGUGUACUGUAGAAGCAGCCAACAAUACAUUUGAGUCAUUUCCAGCUGAAACCUAUUGUAAACAACUCUUAUCAAUAUCAAACUAUACUGUCCCUCUUAACUCAAUCAUACAUAUGACCUCGCCUGCUGUAUCAGACAUCCUGAAACAUCACUUUUAUUUUUAUUCUGUGGUUAAAAGACCGAAGUUGCUGCCAUGGUCAUAAGACUUGUUGAGUUGUGUUGUCUUAACGGUUACGCUAAGAGGUUCAAACCUCUUAAUAAGGUCACUAGGUGUGGGGUUAAGGUCACAAUAUGGUUCACUCUGGGUCAUCAUACUCAUACCCUUAAUGAUCAGUAAAUGACCAAUGUAAUAGUAAUGCUUGUACAUGUGUGUAAAUACAGUGCAUAUAUUACCCAGUAUUUUCAACAGGUUCAAUUCUAGUUGAAAGAAUACUCUUCUACAGAUAAAACAAGUUCAAUUGUGUCAUUAUAUACUGAAUUUAAUAUAUUGAAUGUAUAUUUAGAAACCUUACAAGAACCUUCAAACCCUAUUUUAUUGCGGUCUUAGGCCAGGGAUCAUCAUCUAGAUUCAGCCCCGGGCCAAUUUCUUCUUGAGGGGAUAGUUGGCGGGGCGGAACAUCAUUUAAAAAAAUAUACUUUUAGGCUGAAAAUUAAUAAUAAUAAUAAUAUUUCACUAAAACAUAAUAAUUUCAAACUUUGUUUACAUAUGGGGACAUUGCUCUGCAUAGGGGCCGUCUUUUGGAUGGGACGUUAAAACGGGUCUCCUGCCUCUGUGGUCAUUCAAAAUCCCAUGGCAUUUAUUGUAAGAGUAGGGGUGUUCACCUCAGUGUCAUGGUUAAAUUCCCAACCCGGCCACAUUCCAUCAUGACCACCUAAUCAUCCCCCGCAUUGCUAAUUGGGAUCCAAUUUUCUAAAUUAAAAUCACUUGAAGCUGAUUUCCCAGAAUUUUUAUAAUCAGUCUUAUGUCCAAAAUAACCCCCCCCCCCACACCUCCCCCAAAAUAUAUAUAUUUGAAUUAUUUUUAAUUUUAUGCUCAGAAAACUUGGGGGGCCAAAUAAAACCACCCGCGGGCCAAAUUCAGGCCGCAGGCUGCCAGCUGGGAAACCAACCCUACCUUUAACUAGUCUGUUGGCUCAGGUUGCUAUUGAGAGGAAUAUACUGUAUCUCAGUAUGAAAAGGGAAGAAAAUAUGUUACUUAUACUUUAGAUUGAAGAUGUUUUAAUUAAUGAUGUCUAAUUAAAAACUCUGUCUUUUUUUCAAACAUUAGCUAUUACACAAUUCUGUAUGUAUUAUUUUGACUGCCAUUGUAUAUUUUAUGGAUAUUAGGAUACACUUUUAUAUAAUUGUUGCAUUACUUCAUGUUUGUUUUGUUUUCAAAUGAGAAAUGUAACAGAACACUAAUGGUUAUUGCUCAAUGAGCAUUCCUAAUGGUGUCUGAGAGUCAUAAGUAAUUCAAGUUCCCCUAGAAGUUUUGAAUGGGGAAUGAGUAGCAUGGUUUCCAUUUCUGCCAUGUUUCCGCUUUUAAAGUAAAUGUACAGAUUGCUGUGGAAUCCCUGUAAUGCAUACUGAAGUUCCUGCUUUUAUCUUUCCACAGUACAUUAGUGGAUUUAUUGGAUAUAUAUUGGUGUGACUGGCAAAACAACUCCAAAUACAUUCAUAAAAAAGGACAGCCACUGCCUUACUUUGCUUUUAAAUAUGUCAUAAUGGUGAUGGAAAAAAAGAGUGAAGGACUAAAUUCAGUGCCUUCCUUUAUUUAAAGGGUAUAACAGUACGAUGUCAACAGUGUCAUACUAUAUCUUAGUAUAUGAAUCUCGUGCUACCUUACACCAGUAGUGGUAAUCUCACUCUAUUCACAUGGAACUCAUAAAUCACACAGUACUAAGAAGUGGAAUAACAAGCUGGAGUUAUUUUCAGAUUGGAUAAAUAAUUGGAAUCGUAACUGAAUGAUAUGGCAGCUUCUAUUGAAAAACAUCUCCCCAAAACAAACAAGCUGAGUAGUAUUAAUGAUUUUAUUUACGGGUGAUCUAUUUCUGUCCGUUGAGAAUUUAUAAGGUAGCCGAAAUAGUUCAUUUAAUUUAUUUACGAAGUACAUUUUGGUUGUAUUUGUAUGGUUAUUGUAUUAGGUAUGUACAAGGCUCACCACACUUUUAGGAAAGGUAAAACAAGCGAAACAGUCCUGGAAAUCUGAUCUUUAUUUAAUUGAAUUGCUUGAGUGUGAUGCAGAACAUAACCGAUACCAGUAUAACACAUAGAAAUGUGCAAAUCAAUAUUAAUCUCAAAGCUUAUCGAUUAGUUCUGAACUUGCUUUUGUUUUGUUAAUCAUCAAUGUUUAUUCUGGAUACAAUUGAAGUGAUCGCUGUAGAGAUUCAUAUGAAGUGUUGUUUUUGUUUUCAGUAUACACUCAGUGGCCAGUUUAUUGGGUACGCCACCCGUUCACGAAAAUGGUUUUGCUCCUACAUAUAGUGAGUCACGUGGCCGUGGCUUGCUAUAUAAAGCAGGCAGACAGGCAUAGAGAUAUUCAGUUACUGUUCGAUUGGACGUUAGGAGAAAAACGACUGACCUAAGCCACUUUGAGCAUGGUAUGUAUUUCAGAAACGGCCGGCCUUCUGGGCGUUUCACGCACAAAAGUUUAGGGUUUACAGAGAAUGGUGAGACAAACAAAAAACAUUCAGUCACCGGCAGUCCUGUCGACAAAAACAGCUUGUUGAUGAGAGGUCGAAGGAGAAUGGCAUGAAUCAUGCAAGCUAACAGGGGGGAUACAAACAGGCAAAUAACGGCGCAGUACAACAGUGGGAGGCCGUCUUUGUAAAUAAGAAUUUGUUCUUAACUGACUUGCCUAGUUAAAUAGUUUUUUUUAAAGUGGUUUGCAGAACGGCAUCUCAGAACGCACAACUUGUCGGUCCUUGUCAUGGAUGGGCUAUUGCAGCAGAUGACCACACCGGGUUCCACUCGUGUCAGCUAAAAACAAGAGGAAGUGGCUCCAGUGGGCACUCGAUCAACAACACUAGACAAUUGAGGAGUAGAAAAACAUUGCAUAUCCAGGUUCCUAAUAGCAAAGUCAGUAUUUGGUGUAAGCAGCAUGAGUCCACGGCCCCAACCUGCCUGGUGUCAACGGUACAGCUGGUGGCGGGGGUGUAAUAGUGUGGAGAAUGUUUUCCUGGCACACGUUCAGUCCCUUACACGUUCAAUCCCUUGAUACCAAUUGAACAACGUUUCCAUGCCCCGAAGAAUCCAGGCUGAUAUGAAUGCAAAGGGGGGUCCGACCCAGUACUAGAUGACUGUACCUAAUAAACUGGCCACUGAGUGUAUUUAAUAUGUAGUCCAUGUGUUUCCACUUUCUCAGGUUCAUGUUGAAUCUUGUGUUUUGCAUCUCAGGUGAAAUGCAAAGCGAAUGCCCCCGAAGAAUACUACACAUUUCAGAAAGUUAUAAAAUCACAAGAUAUAUCUUUUUUUCUCAGUUGUAUAUGUUGUGUUCUUAAUAUAUGGUGCACUGUUCAAUGUUACGUAUUCUUUUGUAUAGACCUAGUUCACAAUGAAAGAACUAGAGUUGUUAAUCAGACAAUAUCACUUGUACAGUCGGUGUCCACUAAAAUACAGGGGUUGUUAUUUAUAAAACCUUAUAUCCACAGUAAAAUGUAUCGUCUGUUUUUUCCCCAGACAUAAAGAACAAGUAAUCACCAAACAAAAUGGAGACUAAGGGCUCUAUUCAAUCUGUAUUGUUACAGAUUGUCCAAUAUUAAUGUAAAGGUAAUUUCCAAUUGCGUUGACAUAUACAUCGUUUACAGUGAAUGCAGUCUCCACUAACGCAGGAACGUUUCCUUUCAAUCAUACUGUAACGCUGGACUGCUGCAAUACGGAUUGAAUAGAGCCUUAGCUAGCAUUAGAAUGGUGUAUUAACAUCCUGAGUAGGAUGCGUGUCAGUCACAUUUUCAGAUGUUUUCAAACAACAGGUGGUAUAUUUGCAGUGGUUAAGUUCUGAUUAACCCCCAACAUUUCUUUGAUGUUUGGAUGGAGAACAUGUUUGAUGCCUAGAAUGUUUUGGUUGUUCAUUGCCCCAGUUAGUUGUUUUGAGGUCAAAUCUUUAGUCUCUCUGUACCUGGGCAACAUUUCUGUGUAGUAAAGAAAGGUUUCCUCAUGUUCCCAUACAUAUUUUGUAUUGGUUCAUAAAACAUUUUUACAGAAGAAAUCUGAAGAGUACUUGUCUUAAUAAAAAUAUAUCAAUGUUAAA
Messenger RNA from Oncorhynchus keta (chum salmon), 6065 nucleotides. RefSeq names its product cell adhesion molecule 1b (gene cadm1b). The coding region runs from base 59 to 1324 and encodes 421 amino acids. The record is from RefSeq and is a predicted model, not a curated record. Gene Ontology annotation, molecular function: signaling receptor binding. The transcript has 11 exons. Gene Ontology annotation, cellular component: plasma membrane; neuron projection; synapse. Lineage: Eukaryota; Metazoa; Chordata; Actinopteri; Salmoniformes; Salmonidae. Gene Ontology annotation, biological process: cell recognition; susceptibility to natural killer cell mediated cytotoxicity; detection of stimulus.